Messenger RNA from Geodia barretti, 396 nucleotides. Lineage: Eukaryota; Metazoa; Porifera; Demospongiae; Tetractinellida; Geodiidae. The record is from the annotation of a GenBank genome assembly.
AUGAUUAAAGGUCUCUUCGUCGGGUUGGCGAUCGUUGUGGUGCUGGCGGUGAUUCCGGUCGUGCAUUUCGUCGGAGUUCCCGCCGGACCGUUUAUCGCCGGCUAUUUCGGAAUCAACGUGGGCAGGGAUCAAACCGGGAACCCUGGCCGAAGGGCGUUGAUUUUCGGCAUUUGGAUGGGCGUCUUUGUUGCCGCCAUAACCGCCGUAGCGGCGAUGCUUGUUACCCUGGCAGGCAAUUUUGCCUAUCCGUUACUGCUCUGGGGAGGAGUGGUUGUGGCGACAUUCUAUUACAGCAGCAUGUCGGCCCUGGGAGCGUGGUAUUCGGAGCUGAGGGCCUCGGAACAAGCCAACGCCGCAACAGUCCAAGGAUCCGCGGUUGACGGCACCCGCCGUUAG